CUUGGGCGAGGGGGUUCAAGCGAAGGUCCCCUGGCCGUUGGCGGGGCUCCACUCGUUCGGCAGUACCCCAUCUGGCUGCGAUUUUCCAGCUGUCUUACUGUCUGCUGCUUGUCCUUCUGGGCUGGUUGCUGUCUGUUUCUCCGUCCUCCAAUGCCCUGGUACCUGUUCUCAGCCCUACCUCACCAACUCGCCAUCCUCGCCUCCUGCAACCUCUCGUGACCCCUUCAAGGCUCUGGCGACCGCUUGCCCAUUCCACAUCACCAGCAUCCUGACGACCGUCCUCGAAGCUGCCGCGUGUCGUACUGCUGAACCUUGCCGGGCCGCCAAACAGCCUCUAGACUUGAGACGACGGACAGCUCCUCGCUGAUUUGCCCUCUCGUCUCGUACCCCUCGCUGCACCUCGCCUCGCCUUGGGUUGCCUCGCCUUGUCGUCCUCGCCGCCCACCAUGGACGCAGACGGCGCCGGUUCGGACCCUCGCAACGCCCAGGUCGACAAUGCGAUCCGUGCCAUACAGCAGAAGAAGCCGCUGCCCGAGAUCGACUUCUCCAUCCACCAGAUGGAAGAUGGCAGCCAAGUCAGCACCAUGGAGAGGGUCUGCAAAGAUGUCCAAGCUCCGGCCAUGCUGAAGCCCACCGACGAGCAAUUCUUCGAGGACGACACCCAGAGCAAGCCCGACAUCGCCUUCCUGAAGUCGCACUUCUACAGGGAGGGUCGCCUGACCGAGGAACAGGCGCUAUGGAUCAUCCGGAAGGGCACAGAGCUGCUGCGUUCCGAGCCCAACCUCCUGGAGAUGGACGCCCCCAUAACCGUCUGUGGCGACGUCCACGGCCAGUACUACGAUCUCAUGAAGCUUUUCGAGGUCGGAGGCGACCCCGCCGAGACGAGAUACCUUUUCCUAGGCGACUACGUCGACCGUGGCUACUUCAGUAUCGAGUGUGUCCUGUACCUCUGGUCGUUGAAGAUCCACUACCCAAAGACACUGUGGCUGCUCCGGGGAAACCACGAAUGCCGUCACUUGACAGACUACUUCACCUUCAAGCUCGAAUGCAAGCACAAGUACUCCGAGGCCGUAUACGAGGCUUGCAUGGAGUCCUUCUGUUCACUGCCUCUUGCCGCAGUCAUGAACAAGCAGUUCCUGUGUAUCCAUGGUGGUCUGAGCCCCGAAUUGCACACCCUUGACGAUAUCCGAAAUAUUGACCGAUUCAGAGAACCACCCACGCAGGGCCUCAUGUGCGACAUCCUCUGGGCCGAUCCGCUCGAGGACUUUGGCCAGGAAAAGACCAACGAUUACUUCCUGCAUAAUCACGUCAGGGGCUGCUCGUACUUCUUCUCAUACCCGGCAGCAUGCGCGUUCCUCGAAAAGAACAACCUGUUGUCGGUCAUCCGCGCACAUGAGGCACAGGAUGCGGGAUAUAGGAUGUACCGUAAGACGAGGACGACGGGCUUCCCAAGUGUUAUGACCAUUUUCUCCGCCCCAAACUACCUCGACGUUUACAACAACAAGGCCGCCGUGUUGAAGUACGAGAACAAUGUCAUGAACAUCCGGCAGUUCAACUGCACGCCGCACCCAUAUUGGCUGCCCAACUUCAUGGAUGUCUUCACAUGGUCUCUGCCUUUCGUCGGCGAGAAGAUCACGGACAUGCUCAUUGCCAUUCUUAGCACGUGCAGCGAGGAUGAGCUCCGUGAUGAUUCCUCCUCGUCCCCCGGGCCGGUGUCGCCGCCCAUCACGCCCUCGGCCAACGUGGACCCAGACUCGGUGGAGGCGAAGAGGCGGGCAAUCAAGAACAAGAUCCUCGCGAUUGGCCGUCUCUCCCGCGUUUUCCAGGUCCUCCGAGAAGAAUCUGAGAGUGUUACGGAACUCAAGACUGUUUCUGGAGGAAGGCUGCCGGCGGGUACCCUUAUGUUGGGAGCCGAGGGCAUCAAGAACGCCAUCAGCACGUUCGAAGAUGCCCGGAAGGUCGACCUUCAGAAUGAAAGGCUACCUCCUACCCACGAAGAGGUUCAGCGCGCCACUGAGGAGGAACGCCAGCAGGCCCUGGAGAGGGCAACACGGGAGGCGGAUAAUGAUAAGAAGCUCCAGUCGCUCUCCAGGCGACUUUCGACUGAUCGCGAUACCCGCAAGAGAUAAUUUCUACUUCCGCACCGCAUUCUCCAAGAUCAGGCGGCACAGGCUGGUGGAUGCCCAACGAAGCUUCAGUCAGGGAUGGGACGCAAGCAUAAAUGUCGAGAACGCCCGCUCACCUGGUAAAUGGCAGGCCACGCGGUCGGUGUGUAUUGGGACAACGGCUGCAACAGGGUCAAAAACCGGCGAAGCAUAUCCUCUUGUCGGAACCAGCAAGCUUUUUUCAUAUUCUUGUCCGCAACAGGCUCAUGAUGCCUUAUUCCCCCCUUUUCUCACAGGUUUUCUGCCGGCCCAAAGGGCCGGUCGUGAUUUCGUGGCACCACUGUAUACAGCUGUAAAGGCUGAGCAAGAGUCUAGACACAGCGAGGCGAAAGGAAGAGAGGCUGCUUCAAACAGUUCACGAGGGAGGGAGGUCAGGGGGGAUGGGGGUGGGUUCGGUACGUGCGUACGUGGAAUGUGUGUACCUCUCACCUCGACACAUGAUGGAACAUUUACUUCAGUGUUUUCUCGGGCCUGUUCAAAACUGCAUGUGUCAAGGGUGAAAUUUGCACUGAAUCUGAAGAUCGUGAUGGCCCCUGAGCCAACAUGUACUGAACACUGCCUACCUAGGCAUUUACAGCUCCCUCUUCCGGGCAACGUCAGUCCCUGCGCGUGCACUGCCCACCCCCCGGUCCUUUUUGAUGACGAUGGUGAUCUCUUCCCGUCGACGCCGACUGCGACGUCACUGUCGAAUUCCUUGUCAGUCUGGGUGAUCAGAGAUGUUGAUCCCGGAGCAAAACGACAUAUCUGAUGACAGGAGCAUAUAUGUGGGUACCUAGCAAUAUAUACAUGCUCUAUCAGCAUGGGGUAAGACAGACACUUGCAGAGAUAGCGUUAACCCGUAUUCGCGUCCAUCGUCAUAAACAUCAAGAGACACAGCUCUUCCCCAACACACCCACGGCCAACCCGCGACGGCGUCCCAACCCCAUGCCUAACACCCCGCUUCCCAACCAACAAGAACUCACUCAAAAGAUGGCCAAGAUAUUCGGCGGGCUCGCAACACCACCGGGGACAUUACAGGGCUCGCUGGCGACGAAGAAGCUCCACCUGCCCUCGCGCGCGCACGCCUCGGCCAGGCCCUCGAGCCAGAACAGCUCGCCGAUGGGGCACCCGUAGCCGGCGAGGAGCACCUCGUGCAGGGCCCAGUCCUCGCGGCUGGGCCAGGCCUCGAACGACGGCUGGUCGCCCGCCACGGCGGAGAAGUUGUCCCACACCCAGCGGAUCAUCUCCUCGGACUGCUCGACGCCGCCGAAGCGGUGCGGGAGCCGCGCCUGGU
This is a messenger RNA of Diaporthe batatas, 3438 nucleotides long. RefSeq lists its product as uncharacterized. Gene Ontology annotation, molecular function: calmodulin-dependent protein phosphatase activity; calmodulin binding. The transcript is spliced from 4 exons. Lineage: Eukaryota; Fungi; Ascomycota; Sordariomycetes; Diaporthales; Diaporthaceae. The record is from RefSeq and is a predicted model, not a curated record. Gene Ontology annotation, cellular component: calcineurin complex; cytoplasm. Gene Ontology annotation, biological process: fungal-type cell wall organization; calcineurin-mediated signaling. The coding region runs from base 447 to 2129 and encodes 560 amino acids.